Messenger RNA from Solea solea (common sole), 3988 nucleotides. Its product is annotated as NACHT, LRR and PYD domains-containing protein 12-like. The transcript has 12 exons. The coding region runs from base 1 to 3936 and encodes 1311 amino acids. Gene Ontology annotation, molecular function: protein binding. The record is from RefSeq and is a predicted model, not a curated record. Lineage: Eukaryota; Metazoa; Chordata; Actinopteri; Pleuronectiformes; Soleidae.
AUGAUUAACUUCAAGGAUGGACAAAAACAUGGUGAACUGAUAGUUGAUCAGCAGAGGACAGAGGUUCUCAGUGGUCAGUCUGUCCAGCAGCAUGGAGCAGACCUGGACUCCAUAUUUAAGCUGCUGGAGGAGAACAUCAUCUGCUUUGUGAAGAACGAGCUGAAGAAGAUCCACAAGGUUCUGGAUACAGAUCACACAGAAGUCUCAGAGAGUCAGAGGGAGGAUGAGGAGCAGAGGAGCAGCAGAGAGGCCUUUCUGAAGAUCACAGAGGACUUCUUAAGGAGGAUGAAGCAGGAGAAGCUAGCUGACACUCCAGCUUGUCGACGUGAACUCAAAUCAAACCUGAAGAAGAAGUUCCAGUGUUUGUUUGAGGGCGUGGCUAAAGCAGGAAACCCCACCCUUCUGAAUGAGAUCUUCACAGAGCUCUACAUCACAGAGGGAGGGACUGGAGAGGUCAAUGAAGAACAUGAGGUCAGACAGAUUGAAAGAGCUUCCUGGAAACCAGACAGACCAGAAACAUCCAUCAGACAAGAAGACAUCUUUAAAGCCUCAGCGGGAAGAGACGGACCAAUCAGAAGAGUGAUGACAAAGGGCGUGGCUGGCAUUGGGAAAACAGUGUUAACACAGAAGUUCACUCUGGACUGGGCUGAAGACAAAAGCAACCAGGACGUACAGUUCAUGUUUCCCUUCACCUUCAGAGAGCUGAAUGUGCUGAAAGAGAAGAAGUUCAGUUUGGUGGAACUCAUCCAUCACUUCUUCACUGAAACCAAAGAAGCAGGAAUCUGCAGGUUUGAAGACUUUAAGGUGGUCUUCAUCUUUGAUGGUCUGGACGAGUGUCGACUUCCUCUGGACUUCCACAACACUGAGAUCCUGACUAACGUCACAGCGUCCACCUCAGUGGACGUGCUGCUGACAAACCUCAUCAGGGGGAAACUGCUUCCCUCUGCUCGCCUCUGGAUAACCACGCGACCUGCAGCAGCCAAUCAGAUCCCUCCUGACUGUGUGGACAUGGUGACAGAGGUCAGAGGGUUCACGAACCCACAGAAGGAGGACUACUUCAGGAAGAGGUUCAGAGAUGAGAAGCAGGCCAGGAGGAUCAUCUCCCACAUCCAGACAUCACGAAGCCUCCACAUCAUGUGCCACAUCCCAGUCUUCUGCUGGAUCACUUCAACAGUUCUGGAGAACAUGUUGAAAACCAGAGAUGGAGGAGAACUGCCCAAGACCCUGACUGAGAUGUACAUCCACUUCCUGGUGGUUCAGUCCAAAGUGAAGAAGGUUAAAUAUGAUGGAGGAGCUGAGACUGAUCCACACUGGAGUCCAGAGAACAGGAAGAUGAUUGAGUCUCUGGGGAAACUGGCUUUUGAGCAGCUGCAGAAAGGAAACCUGAUCUUCUAUGAAUCAGACCUGACAGAGUGUGGCAUCGAUAUCACAGCAGCUUCAGUUUACUCAGGAGUCUUCACUCAGAUCUUUAAAGAGGAGAGAGGCAUGUACCAGGACAAGGUCUUCUGCUUUGUCCAUCUGAGUGUUCAGGAGUUUCUGGCUGCUCUUCAUGUUCAUCUGACCUUCAUCAACUCUGGAACAAAUCUGUUGUCAGAACCAACAACGAGCCAGUGGUCCAGACCGUUUAGAAAAAAACCUAAACUGAAUCAUCUGCACCAGAGUGCUGUGGACGAGGCCUUACUGAGUCCAAAUGGACACCUGGACUUGUCCCUCCGCUUCCUCCUGGGUCUUUCACUGGAGACCAAUCAGAAGCUCUUAAGAGGUCUACUGACACAAACAGGAAGUGGUUCACAGACCAAUCAGGAAACAGUUGAGUACAUCAAGAAGAAGAUCAGUGAGAAUCUGUCAGCAGAGAGAAGCAUCAACCUGUUCCACUGUCUGAAUGAACUGAACCAUCGUUCUCUUGUGGAGGAGAUCCAAGAGUCCCUCACAUCAGGACGCCUGUCCACAGAGACACUGUCUCCUGCUCAGUGGUCAGCUCUGGUCUUCAUCUUACUGUCAUCAGGAAAAGAUCUGGAAGAGUUUGACCUGAAGAAAUACUCUGCUUCAGAGGAGGCUCUUCUGAAGCUGCUGCCGGUGGUCAAAGCCUCUAACGAAGCUCUACUGAGUGGCUGUAACCUCUCAAAAAGAAGCUGUGGAGCUCUGUCCUCAGUCCUCAGCUCUGUGUCCUCUCGUCUGAGACACGUGGACCUGAGUAACAACGACCUGCAGGAUCCAGGAGUGAAGCUGCUGUGUGAUGGACUGAAGAGUCCUCACUGUUCUCUGGAGACUCUCAGAAUGAGUGGCUGUAAACUCUCAGAGAGAAGCUGUGAAGCUCUGUCCUCAGUCCUCAGCUCUGUGUCCUCUCGUAUGAGACACGUGGACCUGAGUAACAACGACCUGCAGGAUUCAGGAGUGAAGCUGCUGUGUGAUGGACUGAAGAGUCCUCACUGUUCUCUGGAGACUCUCAGUCUGUCAGGUUGUCUGGUCUCAAAGGAAGGAUGUUCUUCUCUGACCUCAGCUCUGAACUCAAACCCCUCCCAUCUGAGAGAACUGGACCUGAGUAACAAUGACCUGCAGUAUCCAGGAGUGAAGCUGCUGUGUGAUGGACUGAAGAGUCCUCACUGUUCUCUGGAGACUCUCAGAAUGAGUGGCUGUAAACUCUCAGAGAGAAGCUGUGAAGCUCUGUCCUCAGUCCUCAGCUCUGUGUCCUCUCGUCUGAGACACGUGGACCUGAGUAACAACGACCUGCAAGAUCCAGGAGUGAAGCUGCUGUGUGAUGGACUGAAGAGUCCUCACUGUUCUCUGGAGACUCUCAGUCUGUCAGGUUGUCUGGUCUCAGAGGAAGGAUGUUCUUCUCUGACCUCAGCUCUGAACUCAAACCCCUCCCAUCUGAGAGAACUGGACCUGAGUAACAAUGACCUGCAGGAUCCAGGAGUGAAGUUGCUGUGUGAUGGACUGAAGAGUCCUCACUGUUCUCUGGAGACUCUCAGAAUGAGUGGCUGUAAACUCUCAGAGAGAAGCUGUGAAGCUCUGUCCUCAGUCCUCAGCUCUGUGUCCUCUCGUCUGAGACACGUGGACCUGAGUAACAACGACCUGCAGGAUCCAGGAGUGAAGCUGCUGUGUGAUGGACUGAAGAGUCCUCACUGUUCUCUGGAGACUCUCAGUCUGUCAGGUUGUCUGGUCUCAGAGGAAGGAUGUUCUUCUCUGACCUCAGCUCUGAACUCCAACCCCUCCCAUCUGAGAGAACUGGACCUGAGCUACAAUCAUCCAGGAGACUCAGGAGAGAAGCUGCUGUCUGCUGGACUGAAGAGUCCUCACUGGAGACUGGACACUCUCAGGUAUUCUCCUCUUCCUCCUCCUCUUCCUCUUCAUGUUCAUCAGCAGUAUUCAAACUUGAACUGCAGCUGUGUCUCGUUGUCUUCAUCAGAUUCAUGUGAACUGGAACUGGACACAAACACAAUGAGCAGAAACCUCAAACUGUCUGACGACAACAGGAAAGUGACCCGUGAGACAGAAGAUCAGUCGUAUCCUGAUCAUCCAGACAGAUUUAAGUCCUGGCCUCAGCUGCUGUGUAGACCUGGUCUGAGUGGUCGCUGUUACUGGGAGGUCGAGUGGAGAGGAGCUGUUUAUAUAUCACUGAGUUACAGAGGAAUCAAGAGGAAAGGCAACCGUUCUGACUGUGUGUUUGGAUAUAAUGAUCAGUCCUGGAGUCUGAUCUGCUCUGAUGUUCAUGGUUACUCUGUCUGUCACUGUGGGACACGAACACCCAUCAUGUCCUCUGUCUCUCACAGAGUAUCAGUGUAUGUGGACUGUCCUGCUGGGACUCUGUCCUUCUACAGUGUCUCCUCUGACUCCCUGAUCCACCUCCACACCUUCAGGACCACAUUCACUGAACCGGUUUAUCCUGGGUUCCUGGUCUGUCCUGGUUCCUCAGUGUCUCUGUGUCCUCUGUAGGACAUGAAGAGACAGCAGCUUCAGUGGUGGACGAGGUCAAAGCUCGUCUCAG